AUGGAUCAACGCCUGUUUUAUUAUAUCCUCCCCUUUUUCUCAUUUCUCCCUCUUUUGUUUCUUUCCAAAUUCUUUCUGCAACGACAAAGAAAUCCGAAAAAUCUCCCUCCAAGCCCUGCUUCUUUCCCAAUAAUCGGCCAUUUCCAUCUUAUUAAACACUCCUUACAUCGAUCAUUACAAAAGCUUAGUAUAAAAUACGGUCCUGUUUUCACCCUCCAAUUCGGGUCACGCCUUGUUCUUGUUCUUUCCUCACCAUUCGUGGUCGAACAAUGCUUUACACAAUGUGGUAAUUUCUUGAAAGACCGCGGCCUUUUUUUUAUCAACGAAAAGAACAAAAAAUACGAUUAUACCUCCAUGAUCGUAGCCCCUUAUGGCCCAUAUUGGCAAAAGCUUCGUCGCAUCACAACCUUAGAACUCUUUUCAAUCACCCGGCUCAAUACUUAUUCUAACGUUCGACAAGAUGAAAUCCAAUCGUUAAUCAAGACUUUAUUACUAGGAAUUGUUCAUGAUAAAUAUACAAAAGUGGGAUUAAGGCCAAGGUUACAAGAUUUGUCAUUUAACAUCAUUAUGAGAAUAGUUUCGGGCAAAAGAAACUUCGAUCCUGAACUAAAUUCUUUGAUGGAAAUUCUUGAUUUUCGAGAGAUGAUUAAGGAGAUCAUGAAGGGUCGUCGUAAUGUGAAGUAUCGAACGGAUAUUUUACCAUUUUUACAGUGGAUGGAUUUUCAUGGUAUGAAGAUGACAUUGUUGAGAUUAAAGGCUAAAAAAGAUGCAUUAUCAAAAGAUUUGGUGGAUGAAUAUAGGAAAAAAGAUGGAGUAUCUAACAAGGAAAUGAUUGAUGCCAUUAUGCUUUCUUUGCAAGAAUCAAAUCUAGUGAAUUACUCUGAUCAAAUACUCAAGGGGAUUAUGUUGACACUACUACUUGUGGGUACGGAUAACUCAGCAGCAACAAUAGAAUGGGCUAUGUCGUUUCUCUUGAACCACCCUCACAUUCUACAGAAAGCUCGAGCAGAAAUCGAUGAACAUGUAGGACAAGACCAUUUGGUAGACGAAACAGAUCUUUGUAAGCUAAAAUACUUACAAAACAUAGUUAACGAGACACUUAGAUUAUUUCCCACAACACCACUUUUCGUGCCACACGAGUCCUCCACAAGUUGCACCAUAGGAGGCUACUAUGUACCUAACGGAACGAUGCUAUUGGUGAACACUUGGGCUAUACAUAGGGACCCAACAGUGUGGGACGAUCCUACAAGUUUCAAACCGGAAAGGUUUGAAAGGCAAGUUGGUGAAGGAUAUAAUUACAUGCCAUUUGGGAUGGGUAAGAGGCAAUGUUCUGGAGCUGGGCUUGCUAAUAGAGUGAUUGGUAUGGCUUUAGGUUCAUUGAUUCAAUGUUUUGAGUGGAAACGGGUUAGUGAAAAGUUAGUUGACUUGAAUGAAGCUAAAGGGUUAGUUAUGCAAAAGAGUAAGCCAUUAGAGGCUAUGUGUAAAGCAAGAGAAUGUAUGUUUAAUGUUCUAUCAAAAGUGUUAGCUGCUUCAUAA
Molecule: messenger RNA, 1536 nt
Organism: Erigeron canadensis
Lineage: Eukaryota; Viridiplantae; Streptophyta; Magnoliopsida; Asterales; Asteraceae
Product: cytochrome P450 81Q32-like
Exons: 2
Coding region: 1-1536 (511 amino acids)
Molecular function (GO): iron ion binding; oxidoreductase activity, acting on paired donors, with incorporation or reduction of molecular oxygen; monooxygenase activity
Source: RefSeq, a predicted model, not a curated record